UGCAAACCUUUUUGCUUGUUGGACUGAAAGCACGAUAUGACCAAGAUGAUUCCUGCAGUUACUCUCUACAACGGAGCCCAGAUGCCUACAGUUGGUCUGGGAACGUGGAGGGCAGAACCAGGGAAGGCGAGCGAGGCUGUGAAAGUGGCUUUGAGCUGUGGCUACAGACACAUCGAUGGUGCCUUCGUGUACCAGAACGAAGAGGAAGUCGGUGCUGGGAUCCAUGCUAUGAUUGACCAAGGAGUGGUUCAAAGGGAGGAUUUAUUUAUUGCCAGUAAGUUAUGGUGCACAUUUCACGUUCCGUCCCUGGUGAGGGGAGCAUGUGAGAGGAGUCUCUGUGAUCUGAAACUGGACUACCUGGACCUUUACCUUAUUCACUUCCCGAUAGGGAUGCAGCCUGGGGAUGAAAUGUUUCCAGAGGAUGAGAACAACCAAAUUAUUAGUGAUGGCAGUUCCUUCUUAGACACUUGGGAGGCCAUGGAGCAGCUGGUGGACGACGGUUUGGUCAGAGCUGUGGGCAUCUCCAACUUCAAUAAAGACCAGAUUGAAGCCAUCCUCAACAAACCAGGCCUUAAGUACAAACCUGCCAACAACCAGAUUGAGUGCCAUCCUUAUCUGACCCAAGAGAAGCUAAUCAACUAUUGCCACUCGAAGGGCAUCUCUGUGACGGCGUACAGCCCUCUGGGCUCCCCUGACAGACCCUGGGCCACCCCUGAUGAUCCCAGUCUUCUAGAAGAUCCUACAAUCCUGGCUAUCGCUAGAAAGUACAAGAAGACUUCAGCACAAGUUCUCAUGAGGUUCCAUACUCAGAGGAAUGUGGCGGUCAUCGCAAAGUCAGCGACACCUCAUCGGAUCAAAGAGAACAUCCAGCUGUUUGACUUUGAGUUGAGCGAAGAGGACAUGAAAACCCUUCUGAGUUUGAGCAAGAGCUGGAGAGGAUUCCCAGCAAAGUGGGCUUCUAAGCACAAGGACUACCCAUUUAAUACAGAAUACUAACAUAAGA
Nothobranchius furzeri (turquoise killifish) is the source of this 1003-nucleotide messenger RNA. RefSeq names its product aldo-keto reductase family 1 member B1. NCBI's taxonomy places the organism in Eukaryota, Metazoa, Chordata, Actinopteri, Cyprinodontiformes, Nothobranchiidae. Gene Ontology annotation, cellular component: cytosol. Gene Ontology annotation, molecular function: aldose reductase (NADPH) activity. The record is from RefSeq and is a predicted model, not a curated record.